AGUGGGGACACCCUGCUGCAUCUUGCCGCGCGCACGCCUGCCGUCAGCCUGCUUAAGAAGCUACUAGACCGCCCGCGCGCAGCUCUGCUGUGCAAUGACGAUGGACAAACAGCAUUGCACGUGGCAGCACGAGCAGGUGCGGGCACCAGUGUCAUAGAACUGCUCGUGGCUGCCGCAAAUGAGGUCUCGGGGGCUCGCGGCAAUGGUGUUAACAUUUCAGAUCGCUGGGGCCGCACACCGCUACACUGGGCGGUCCAGAAUGGGCACCUGAUUAGUGUACAGGCGCUUCUGCAACAUGGCGCUCAGGCUCGGGCGGAGGAUGCACAGGGUGAAACGCCUUUGGCCAUUGCGGAGCGCCGGGCACAAUGUCGAGCUCAGCGG
Messenger RNA from Monosiga brevicollis MX1, 381 nucleotides. RefSeq lists its product as uncharacterized. The transcript has a single exon. Gene Ontology annotation, molecular function: protein binding. Lineage: Eukaryota; Choanoflagellata; Craspedida; Salpingoecidae. The annotation marks the transcript as partial. The record is from RefSeq and is a predicted model, not a curated record.